Messenger RNA from Aspergillus pseudonomiae, 957 nucleotides. RefSeq names its product NmrA-like family protein. The record is from RefSeq and is a predicted model, not a curated record. NCBI's taxonomy places the organism in Eukaryota, Fungi, Ascomycota, Eurotiomycetes, Eurotiales, Aspergillaceae. The transcript has a single exon. The coding region runs from base 1 to 957 and encodes 318 amino acids.
AUGGCUCCCUCAAUCCUAAUUAUCGGUGCAACCGGUAACACUGGCCGAAGUGUUACUGAAACGUUGCCAAAGCUACUCAAAGCUACAAAAUCUCUGUCCAAUCACCGAGUCAUUGGCCUCACACGUUCCCUGGAUAGUGCGGUCGCCAAGCAGCUCGCAAAAGUGCCUGGUGUCGAGAUGGUCGAGCAGAAUUGGGUUGAAAUCACCGCCGACUGGCUCCGCAAACACGAGGUAGUCAGGGCAUUCAUUGCAUCACACAAUGCGCCCAAUCAAUUCGCCGAAGAAUCAACAUUCCAUUUGGCUGCCCUGAAAGCUGGAGUCAAGUACGUCGUACGAAUCUCAACCACUGCUGCAAACGUUCGACCAGACUGCGACGCCUACUACCCGCGCGCGCAUUGGGCGAUCGAGGCCCUGCUGAGCUCACCAGAAUUCAGCAAUCUGCAGUGGACUUCGCUCCAGGCCAAUAUCUUUUCACCGUUCUACCUCUCUACAGCCGCGGAGUUUAUCAAGCGGUACCGCAAGACUGGGACCCAAGACACUUUGAAGUUAAUGGCGGCAAAGGAUGCUCCUGUCGGCAUUGUUGAUCCCGAUGAGGUUGGACGUUUUGCAGCUUUUCUCUUGUCCCAGGAUGACACUACUGUACACAACAAAGCCAAGUACGUGCUUAAUGGUCCAGAAGACAUCACUGGGGGCCAAAUCGUCAAUAUGGUUGAGCAGCAUACCGGUACAAAAGUUCAACAUAUUAGCUAUGAGGACAUGUCGUUUGUUGAUUCAUUUCUCGAGCCUGGAUCCUUGGGAGCCCAACAAUCUAAGAACGUUAUAUUGUCCAUGAAAUACGCUCUGAUGACGGCGUGGGAAGGGAAGUGCACGGCCUCUACAACCAGCAAGGAAGUGCUGCAGCUUGCUGCACCAAAGCGUACACCCGCUGACACGUUGAUGGCUUUGUUGGAGGUGUAG